This is a messenger RNA of Carcharodon carcharias (great white shark), 1364 nucleotides long. RefSeq names its product solute carrier family 35 member 2 (gene slc35a2). Gene Ontology annotation, cellular component: Golgi membrane. Lineage: Eukaryota; Metazoa; Chordata; Chondrichthyes; Lamniformes; Lamnidae. Gene Ontology annotation, molecular function: UDP-galactose transmembrane transporter activity. Gene Ontology annotation, biological process: pyrimidine nucleotide-sugar transmembrane transport. The record is from RefSeq and is a predicted model, not a curated record. Bases 76 to 1146 code for a protein of 356 amino acids. The transcript is spliced from 4 exons.
GAGGAAAACGGGACGUGAAAGGGAGGGGUGAGGAAAGAGAAGGGACCGUGGUGGAGGAAGUUGUCGGUCGCCAGCAUGGCAGAUGCCGCAGCGGAGAAGGCGACGGAAAACGGCGGCUUUGAGACACGGCGGCUGACGGCUAAUGAAAAGUUGAAGUACGCCAGCCUGGCGGUCCUGGUGAUCCAGAACGCCUCGGUCAUCCUGUGCAUCCGCUAUGUUCGCACAUUACCCGGGAACAAGUUCUUUUCCACUUCUGCGGUUGUGAUGGUGGAACUCGUCAAACUCGGAACGUGCCUGAUUCUGAUCCUCGGACAGAAAAGAGGCAACCUCAAGGAGCUCAUAAUCUACCUAUACAACGGCCUGGCCGUGCAAUACGUGGACAUGCUCAAAAUGGCAGUUCCUUCGUUGAUCUACACCCUCCAGAACAACCUGCAGUACGUGGCGAUCUCGAACCUGCCCGUUGCCACAUUCCAGGUCAUGUACCAGUUCAAAAUCCUGACCACGGCCCUGUUCUCCGUGCUGAUGCUGAAGAAGAGCCUCUCGCGGCUGCAGUGGGCGUCGCUGGUGAUCCUCUUCGCAGGCAUCGCUGUCGUGCAGGUGACGCAGGAGGAGAGCCGGGCCGGCAAGGACCGGGCGCCGGGCCAGAACUACCUGGCGGGGCUGGGGGCGGUGAUGGUGUCGUGCGUCUCAUCCGGCUUCGCCGGCGUCUACUUCGAGAAGAUCCUGAAGGGGACUUCCGCCUCGGUCUGGCUGCGCAACGUGCAGCUGGGCAUCUUCGGCACGCUGCUGGGCCUGCUCGCCAUGUGGUUGAAGGACGGGCAGGCCAUCGUCGAGCGGGGACUCUUCUUCGCCUACACGCCCAUGGUCUGGUGCAUCAUCUUCAACCAGGCCCUCGGCGGGCUCCUGGUGGCCGUGGUGGUGAAGUACGCGGACAACAUCCUCAAGGGCUUCGCGGCCUCGCUCUCCAUCGUCAUCUCCACCGUGGCGUCUGUCUACUUCUUCGGUUUCAGUGUCGACCUCUACUUCAUGCUGGGUGCGGGCCUGGUGAUUGGCGCUGUGUACUUGUACAGCCUGCCCAAGGCCCCCCCGCCUGUCUCCCUCGCCAAGGAGCCUGACACGUACAACACAAAGUUAGUCAUCAAGUGAAGGCAAAGGAAUCAAAUCCACAUGUUGUCCGGCCAGGCGCACUCGCUCACUCCCUCUUUCUUCAUGGCUUGUCUACUCUUUGCCUGUGCUUCCUCCCUCUGUCUCGCUGUCUCUCUCUCUCUCUCUCUGUCUGAUUCUCUCUGUGUGUCACGUGCUCUCUCUCUGUGUGUCGCGUGCUCUCUCUCUGUGUGUCGCGUGCUCUCUCUCUGUGUCGCGUG